GUAAACCGCGACAGUUAGUGAUACUUGGAUACCCCAACAGAACCAACCAACUUUUCUUCCCGCCAUUUUCUUCUUCUUCCAGUGAAUGAACUCUGCAACUCUGAUGUGAAUGAAUGAACGAAUGCAACUUCACUUCACUUUGUUUCCCUAAUUCACUGACAAGAACAAGUUUUGCGAGCACCGAUUGAGCAAAAGAUGGCAACUUUGAUGUCAAAGAUGCUCAAGAAGAUGAGCUUCUUCAUUCUCCUCUUCUGCAUCUUCCUCUCUUUCAACACCAACAACAACAGCAGCAACAGCAGAAUAAGCAUCACAACCACAACCACCUCCUCUUUCUGUAACCCCUCUUCUUCCUCUUCUGCUUCUUCUUGUUCUUCUUCGCACUCUCGUUCUGUUCCUCUGGACUCGUUUUCCAAUUACCCUGUCUCGUUAUCUGUCAAGAUCAAUGGUGGUGUUGGUGAAGAUGAUGACGACGAUGAUGAUGAAUUUGGUGUUCUUGACGCUGGUGAUAAUGAUGAUGAUGACAAAAAUGAUUCUUCUGACGAUGAUGAUGGUGGUGGUGAGUCACUUCAGUAUGAUUACUACCGAAAUUCGUGCCCCAAAGCAGAACGAAUUGUUCGCUCCACCAUGCAACAUAUUCACCGCACCAAACCCUAUUUGAUUCCAGCUAUCCUUCGCCUUGUUUUCCAUGAUUGUUUCAUUCAGGGAUGUGAUGCUUCGGUUUUGUUAGAUGAUGAUGAUUACAUUGAUUCAGAGAAAGAGGCACCUCCCAAUGGAAGCCUCAAAGGUUUUGAUGUAAUUGAAACCAUCAAAUCCAAGCUUGAAGAAGCUUGCCCUAGAAUUGUUUCUUGUGCCGAUAUUCUUGUACUAGCUGCUAGAGACUCUGUGGCUCUGGCUGGUGGCCCCUUCUAUCCAUUAUAUACCGGCCGGAGAGAUGGUUCGAACUCUUAUGCUGACAUUGCAACGUAUGAGCUUCCUUCGCCCUAUUCUGAUUUAUCACACACCCUUAAUUCCUUCAAAGCAAAGGGAUUUGAUGAAAGGGAGAUGGUCACUCUCCUAGGUUAGUCUCAUUCUUUUCACUUCUCUUCGUAUUAAUGGGUAACAAUACCUUCAGGUUUGAUUAUAUUGAAGCAGCUGAUAUAUAUGACCCUUCUUCCCUAAAGUUUUAGGGCAAUGAUUGUAUAUUUCAGAACCUAACUGUUUAGGACAUGCAUCAAUGCAUCAUUUGCUAACAAAAUCACAUUAAUGCAUGAAUAUAAG
Messenger RNA from Arachis ipaensis, 1257 nucleotides. NCBI's taxonomy places the organism in Eukaryota, Viridiplantae, Streptophyta, Magnoliopsida, Fabales, Fabaceae. The record is from RefSeq and is a predicted model, not a curated record.